AUGGGUUUCUUGCACACAUGGCUUCUAUUCACUCAGGUGAGAGCAGCUGAUCCUCCCUGCAGCAUCCAAGGACUGCCCAAUCCUCCUCAGCUCAGUAAAGAUGGGGAUGUACUUAUUGGUGGGAUCUUUUCCAUCCAUGAGAAAUGGAAACAACUAGCACAAACAUUCACAUCAGGGCCAAAGAAAGGAGAAUGCAUAAGUUUGGACCUCCAAGAAUUUCAAAGUGUACAAACAAUGUUAUUUGCCAUUGAGGAAAUAAACAACAGAACCGAUAUUCUUCCUGGCAUCAAUUUGGGUUAUAAAAUCUAUGAUACAUGUGGAUCAAUUGACAUGACCACAAGAGCUGCCUUGUCUUUAGUUAAUGGCAAUGGAGAAAACACAACUUCAGCUGUAUGCUCCAAACCCGACAGAGUUCAAGCAAUAAUAGGUCAUUCAUCAUCUACUCCGACUAUUGCCAUCUCUACUACAGUGGGCCCUUUACACAUACCUGUGAUAAGUCACAUUGCAACUUGUGCAUGCUUAAGUGAGAGAAAAAAACACCCAUCUUUCUUCAGAACCGUUCCCAGUGAUUACUACCAGAGCAGAGCUUUAGCAAAACUGGUUAAACAUUUUGGAUGGACCUGGGUGGGGGCCCUAUGCAGUAAUAAUGACUAUGGGAAAAAUGGCAUAAAUGAAUUUAUCAGUGCUGCCAAACAAGAGGGAAUCUGUGUUGAGUAUUCCAAAGCAUUUUUUAAGACAGACUCUAGAGAAAAAAUACUCAACAUAGUUGAAAUUAUCAAGGCUUCAACCUCCAAAGUGAUUGUAACUUUUGUCGCAAACUCUGACUUUGGUUUUCUUCUGAGAGAAAUGGUCUUGCAGAACAUGACUGGGUUUCAGUGGGUUGGAAGUGAAUCCUGGAUGUCCGAUUUGAACACUGCCAAUGCUGAAUGGCAACAUAUUCUGGAAGGGUCUGUAGGCUUUGCUAUCCCAAAUGCUAAAAUCAAUGGCCUAGGGUCAUUUCUGACUAAGCUUAAUCCAGCCUCUGAUGUAACUCUUUACCAAGAGGUACUAGAGACCAUAUUUCAGUGUAAAUUUCCCACACAAGAAAAUGUUGAAAUAAAACAAUUGUGCAAAAUCAAUGAAAGCCUCACCCAAUUUCAAAACAUUAAUACAGAUGUUUCAGACUUACGAAUUGCAAAUAAUGUUUACAAGGCUGUGUAUGCUGUGGCUUAUGCCCUACAUAAUAGUUAUGGCUGUUCAGAGAAAGACAAUGGACAAGAAGGUGCUACUGUUUGUACAACCCUAGCAGAUUACCAGGAACCUUGGAAGAUAGUGAAUGAGUUGAAGAAAAUCCAUUUCACCACUACAGAAGGAGAGGAUGUAUUCUUUGAUGAGAAUGGAGACCCAGCAGCACGGUAUGAUGUGCUGAACUGGCAGCAAGGUAAAGAUGGAAAAACAGUUAUUGUUAAAGUGGGCUUCUAUGAUGCCUCUCUGCAAACACACCUUCAGCUGUCAUUUAAUGACAACAGUAUAUCCUGGGCCCACAAUAAACCACAGGUGCCAGUCUCUGUGUGUAGUCCGAGUUGUCCCCCAGGCACCAGGAAGGCUAUACAGAAAGGAAGGCCAAUCUGCUGCUUUGACUGUAUAUCAUGUGCAGACGGAGAAAUCAGUAAUGUAACAGAUUCUAUAUCUUGCAUCAAGUGCCCUCCAGAACUCUGGUCUAAUGACAAGAAAGACACCUGUGUCUUAAAGCUUGUGGAAUUCCUCUCCUUUGAAGAAAUAAUGGGAAUUAUUCUUGUAUCAUUUUCUUUAUUAGGAGCUUUUUUCACUACCUGCAUUGCUGUAACUUUUUUUAAACACAAGGACACACCAAUUGUUAGAGCAAAUAAUUCUGAACUGAGCUUCUUGCUGCUCUUCUCUCUGACUCUGUGUUUCCUCUGUUCACUUACUUUUAUUGGUCAGCCCUCUGAGUGGUCCUGUAUGCUGCGCCACACAGUGUUUGGGAUCACCUUCGUCCUCUGUAUCUCUUGUGUUCUGGGAAAAACAGUAGUGGUGUUAAUGGCCUUCAGGGCUACACUUCCAGGCAGUAAUGUCAUGAAAUGGUUUGGGCCUACACAGCAGAGGCUCAGUGUACUUGCAUUCACUCUUGUACAGGUCAUUAUUUGUACAGUGUGGUUAACAAUAUCGCCACCUUUUCCGUACAAAAAUAUGAACUACUAUAAGGAAAAGAUUAUAUUAGAAUGUCAUGUAGGCUCAGUUAUUGGUUUCUGGGCAGUGCUGGGUUAUAUAGGAUUCCUUGCUCUUUUGUGUUUUAUCUUGGCUUUUCUGGCCCGGAAGUUGCCUGACAAUUUCAAUGAAGCCAAAUUCAUCACAUUCAGCAUGCUCAUAUUCUGUGUAGUUUGGAUCACAUUUAUUCCUGCUUAUGUCAGCUCUCCUGGAAAAUUCACUGUAGCUGUAGAGAUAUUUGCCAUUUUAGCAUCAAGCUUUGGUUUGCUAAUUUGUAUAUUUGUCCCAAAGUGUUACAUAAUCAUACUAAAACCAGAUAAGAAUACAAAGAAGCAAAUGAUGGCUAAAACACCUGUGAAAUGA
This is a messenger RNA of Hemibagrus wyckioides, 2568 nucleotides long. RefSeq names its product extracellular calcium-sensing receptor-like. Gene Ontology annotation, molecular function: G protein-coupled receptor activity. Lineage: Eukaryota; Metazoa; Chordata; Actinopteri; Siluriformes; Bagridae. Gene Ontology annotation, cellular component: membrane. The coding region runs from base 1 to 2568 and encodes 855 amino acids. Gene Ontology annotation, biological process: G protein-coupled receptor signaling pathway. The record is from RefSeq and is a predicted model, not a curated record. The transcript has 6 exons.